AUGAAGAAUUGUACAAUAUUCAUAGUAUUAGAGAAUACAGUAUCCAAUUUAAUGGCAAGUAGUCGAUUAAUCAAACGUUAUGAUUUGAACACGUUAAAGGUUGAAAUUGAAUUAACUCUUAAAAAACCUACUUUAUCAGAACUUACUCAUUAUUAUCGUUUGAAUCGUUUAAUUCAAGUGAUUAAUGAAAAUUAUCAUUUCUAUGACAAUUUAAUUAAUCAAUUAAAAUGGUUACAUACAAUGAUUAAAGAUGAAAGUAAUAAAAUGAAUUUUAUCAUUGGAAGUAUAUUAAAAUAUAGAAAUCAAAAUAGUAAUGGAAUACCAGUUGUAUACUACAUAUUCAAGAUAUCCAACAUAAUGGUUGAAAUAUGUGAAUCAAGAAAAUCAUGCAUAUCAAAUAUUAUAAACAAUCGAAUGGUUGUUGAAUAUAAUAAUAAUAAUAACUUGAUGAAUUCAUCUAUUGAUUUGGAAAUAUUUAUAUCGGAAUUACAUGUUUUAAUGGAUUAUUUCUUUGAGUAUUUAUGUUAUUUCAUGGUGAAUUUACGUAAUCAAAUUUCAGCAAAUGAAAAUUUCAUUCGUUCUUUUACUUCAAUUUAUUUUACAAUGUCAAUGAAAUCAUCCAACGUAUCAUCAUCAUCAUCAUCGUCGUCGUCAUCAGCAUCAUCGUCAUCAAGAAUGACAUGUCCAGUGAUUACAUCAAAUUCUAUAUCAAAAUUAAUUGAUGAUCUAAUAGACAUUGAAUCUCAUAUGCCUAUGAAAUAUAAUGAACAAUAUACUGAAGCACAAAAACGUUUAUCAAUAAGAAUCAAUCUACAAGUUAAUAAAAAUAAUGAAUGAAUAAGUUCGAUUAUUUUCUAAAAACCUACAUUUAAUAAUAAUGAUAUGUCUUAGAAACAGUUGUAUAAUGUAUUCUGUUCUUUUUAAUAUUCUCAUGUAUAUAUAUUCUAGCUAUUAAAAUAAUGUUAAAGUUGGUAAAAACAAUCUUGUGUAAAACCAAAGUGUAACAUUGUAUUGGGGGGGGGGCUGACUCGAAAGUAAUUAAGAAGAUUUGUAACUCAGGAGGACAUUUUCAGAGGCUGUAAAACAAUUCCUAUAUAUAUACGGAUUCUAUGUAACGAAAUUUCUUUAUUUCUCUUUGUAAGUAAUACUUUGUCUGUAACCCUUCUGUACUUACAUAUAUUACAUUCAUACUUUAUGAUUUGUUUGAAGCUAACAUUUGAUUGAAACUAGUCAAAAGGUUGACAUCAAAUCAGCAUUUGUAAUGUUAUUCAAAAGCCUUCACGGACGUAUACUAAGGUAAACCUUGGCUAUACGGAAAUUGAAACCACCUUUAUGUGUCCAAAAACAGUUUGUCCUAACACUUAACCUACCCUGGUAAUACUGAUUUAUUAUCCAGACUGUUAAUCACAUUGUCUUUGUGUACUAUGUUAUUAUUAUUUCUUACCUUUAACCUGUCUAGUUGACCUUUUAAUUUUCAUAUAAAAAUGUCUUAACAAGUAUGUAAUGUGUGAUCAGAUUGUUCGAAAUGUAUUGCACAAA
Schistosoma guineensis is the source of this 1539-nucleotide messenger RNA. NCBI's taxonomy places the organism in Eukaryota, Metazoa, Platyhelminthes, Trematoda, Strigeidida, Schistosomatidae. The record is from the annotation of a GenBank genome assembly.